AUGAGUGUCCACAACAAUGCGAUGAGGUGGGAGAAGGUGCAGCAUAGAGGUGGGAGUGGUGGGCCCGGGGUGAGGUGGGGCCACACAUGCAACGCCAUUAGAGGAGGCAAGCUUCUUUAUGUGUUCGGAGGAUAUGGGAAAGAUCAGUGCCAGACUAAUAAUAUUCAUGUUUUUGAUACUGUCAAUAUGCUUUGGAGCGAGCCUGUAAUGAAGGGCAUACCACCUGUGCCAAGGGAUAGUCAUAGCUGUACAACGGUUGGAGAUAAUCUGUUUGUAUUUGGUGGUACCGAUGGGAGAAGGCCGCUUAAUGAUUUGCACAUAUUGGAUACCUCCACCAAUACGUGGAUCCUACCAAGCGUUAGAGGUGAUGGGCCAGAACCGAGAGAAGGGCACAGUGCAGCUCUUAUUGGUAAAAGGCUCUUCAUUUUUGGUGGAUGUGGCAAAUCAGUGAACAGUGAGAUCUACUAUGAUGAUCUUUACAUAUUAAAUACUGAGACCUUCUCAUGGAAAUGUGUAGUUCCAUCAGGCACUCCUCCAAGUAAGAGGGUCAGUCAUACCUGCUCUUCUUGGAAGAACAAAAUCAUUGUUAUAGGUGGUGAAGACUCGAAUAAUUAUUAUCUAUCGGAUGUCCACAUACUUGAUGCUGAUACGCUUGUUUGGUGCACACUGAACACGUCUGGCCAGCUAUUGCCACCUCGAGGGGGUCACACGACCGUUGGCUUUGGCAAGAACUUGUUUGUGUUUGGGGGUUUUUCAGAUGAGCAAAACUUGUAUGAUGAUGUAUAUAUGCUAGACAUUGAAAGUGGGGCAUGGAUGAAAGUAUUAGCUGUAGGAGAGGGCCCAUCUGGUAGAUUUUCUAUGGCUGGUGAGAGUUUGGAUCCGCAGAUGGGAGGUGUUCUUGUUUUUAUUGGUGGCUGCAACAAAAAUCUAGAAGCGCUAGAUGACAUAUAUCUCUUGCACACAGGGCUUUUUAAAGAACUUGAGCGAGAUGAACGGCGUAUUGAGAAGCUAUCUCUGAGGAAACAGCUGAAGUUAAAAUGCCAAGAGCAGAGCACUUUUAGUCCUCCGUAUGAGAAGUCUUCUUUCGGAUCUGAGCUUGAUCAUGAUAAUACAGUUUAUCAACCCAUGCCAAUAUCAACUUAUGUUCCAUCAGUCACAGGAAGGCAAAAUUUCUAUUUAAAUGAAUAUCAGACUCCAAUGGGUAAGAGGACCUUCCAAGCUAAAGUCACUAAAAGCUUUACGGGCGGAUAUACCAUUGAAACCAUCAUUGAUGGAAGGCCUCUUCGUGGCGUUCUGUUUUCCAACAAACCGAGCUUUGGUGGCAUUGGUAUUGAUGUUUCCAAUAGGAAGGUUGAAAUUGAGAAAUCUAUGAAGAAUCACUUGGAUGAUGUGAAGCAAACAGAUAAUGCUCCAAAAGAAAAUGAAGUAGUCGAAGCCCAGUUGGAGGUUGCUGCCUCGGAAAUGAAAAAUCUCGCUGUCUCUGGAAAUUCAGUGCCCGUGGAGGUUUCAUCAAUCUCAAAACCAGAUAUGGCUCCUGAUGUUAAUGCCGGAAAUAAUGCUGUUGCUAAUCCAUCUUCCUCUGAUGCUGACAUUCAUACGCAAAGUGUUUCUACAGUUAUGGAUCAAAACGCACCCUUUCAUUGA
Molecule: messenger RNA, 1644 nt
Organism: Striga hermonthica
Lineage: Eukaryota; Viridiplantae; Streptophyta; Magnoliopsida; Lamiales; Orobanchaceae
Source: the annotation of a GenBank genome assembly